CAACUUACCUCAGGCCUCGGGUUUCAACUAGGGUUUUUCGAUUUUCCAAUAGAAAUUGAUUAUCAUCGACUUCUAAACAUGGCAUUGCUCUUCAAGUUGAAGAGCCUCAGAUUGGGUUAUUCAAUACUUUCUUCUACAUUUGCUUCAAAAACUAAAAGGUUUGUUGUUGGAGAUCGAAAACCCUCAAAUUUUUCUCUUCAAAAUCAGUUACUCUGCCGACACUUCACCUCAGAAAUGUCGGCAAACCAACACAAUUUCACAGUCACUUACCUCAUAAACUCAUGUGGGUUGUCUCCAAAAGCUGCAAUUUCAGCAUCCAAGAAGGUCGAGUUGCAAACCCCAGAAAGAGCAGACUCCGUCUUGGCCCUUGUGAGAAACCAUGGACUCUCUGAAGCCCAGCUCUCAAAGUUUGUCAGGUUACACCCAGAAGUUCUUUUAGCCGAUCCUGAGCAAACCCUUUUGCCAAAGCUUCGGUUUUUCAUCUCUCUCGGGGUUUCAAAGGAGGACCUUGCGAAAACUCUGGCUUUCUGUCCGCAGAUUUUGUCAAGAAGCUUGGAAAAAGAGAUUUGACCCGAUUAUAAUUUCCUUAGGAGCUUGAUUCCUGAGAAAAAAGUUGUUUCUGUUUUGAAGAACAGCUCGUGGUUUUUCUUCGAAGGCCACUCCAAAAAUGUGGUGCCAAAUAUUGAUCUUUUGAGACAACUAGGUAUGCCCCAAUCAUGCAUUUAUCUGUUGCUGGCUCAUUAUAUUAAUGUUCUGAUGGUAAAGCAUGAAAGGUUUGGUGUAGUUGUGGGUAAGGUCAAGGAAAUGGGAUUUAAUCUGGAAAAAGCCACUUCCGUGUCUGCUCUACGUGUAUUGUGUGGUAGGCACAAGUCAGUAUGGAACCGAAGUUGGGAACUUUAUAGGAGUUGGGGUUGGUCUGAUGACGAUAUUCUCUCUGCUUUCAGGCGGUAUCCGCAGUGUAUGAUUCACUCGGAGAAGAAGGUAAUGGAAGUAAUGGAUCUUUUAGUGAACAACAUGGGAUGGCCGUCAAGAAAGAUUGCCCAAUAUCCUGUGGUCCUGAGUUUGAGUUUAAAGAGGAGACUGAUCCCAAGGUGUUCGGUUGUUAAGGUUUUGUUUUUGAAAGGAGUUAUAGAUGAAAACUUGCGUUUGGGUUCUGUGUUGCUGCCUGUGGAGAAGCACUUCCUGGAAAAGUUUGUAACUACAUAUCUCAAGGAAAUACCUCAAUUGUUGAAUGUGUAUCAAGGGAAAGUUGAAUUCCAGGAUGUAUGAUGUUAUAACAGUUUUGACACCUUGAUGCGGCAGUGUUUUGCUUGGAAAAUUGCUUUUGAUACAAUACACAUGUCUUGCUUCUGUUGGGGUCCAAUUUAAACUCCUCUGCAGGUGAGUGAAAAGGACAAAAUCUUUUCAAGUUAGAAGUCAAUGCAAAAAUCUGAGAAAUAUUUAUUCAUUUAACAGUUCAGUGACUUCAAAGCCGGCAACCAAAAUGUAC
Molecule: messenger RNA, 1489 nt
Organism: Prunus mume (Japanese apricot)
Lineage: Eukaryota; Viridiplantae; Streptophyta; Magnoliopsida; Rosales; Rosaceae
Source: RefSeq, a predicted model, not a curated record